AUGACAUUAUUUCCUCAGUCAAUGAUAAAAUUGUUUCGAGUAACAUCCAGAUUAUAGCAAUUAUAUUCCAUGAAAUUGGCCCACAUACUGGUCAAUGGGCCAGUCCUAGCUACAUACAAAAACAAAUUAAAAAUCUCAAUGGGCACAUUGUUAAAAACAUCGGAGAAAAAAAUCAAUAAACCUUUUACGACUGUAAUCAGUACAAGUGUAGCAAUUGUUUUCGAGGUUAAAAACAAUGGCUAUACUUGUAAAUUACGCUUGAAUUUUUUUGUUAUUGACCCCAAUUUCGAAUAUGCCUGUUUGCUG
This is a messenger RNA of Porites evermanni, 306 nucleotides long. The record is from the annotation of a GenBank genome assembly. Lineage: Eukaryota; Metazoa; Cnidaria; Anthozoa; Scleractinia; Poritidae.